AUGUCGCCCACCGCAAUAUACCUGCCUGCAGAGUCCGCUGCUUCGUCGCCCAAGGUGGUCGCCGCUGUUCCACGGAAGGGGCCUGCAUUAGCGAUUGGUUCUCUGGCUACUGCCCAGGAUGGGAAGUUCCAGAGUCUCGUCUCCGACCUGGAGGCCAACAGACAGGUUGAUAGGCAGAUGCUUGAUAGGUUGCUGGAAGGAGCGACUGAACUGACGCCCUCACGAUACGCUUCCGUCCAUGUCACGCUGUCAGCCGCGGAAUAUGAACAGCUCAUGCCCAGGAUAUCCACGUUGCUUGCGCAGCUAUUCGCAGGCUUGGAGCCCCUGGGUACGCUGCACGUCCUGAACCUGGCAUCUUCCCUGUCCACCCUGCCGUCCGAACUCACUCUCGCUGGGUUUACUCUCCUGUCUUCCUUACCCAAUGAAGGCACCAUCAUUGCUCAGAAACCCGCACAUGCCAUUGGUCAGACCCUUGGGAUCAAAAACCGAUCUGUGGCGCCUGCACCCGCAGCAUCGGCUGCCGCACCAGCUGUUUCCCUGCGGCGAAGAGGAGAUCCAGACCGUAAAUCUGCGAAGAAAGCAUUGUGGACACUGAAUGCCCCGUCGACGCCUACGAUCGACGCUGAAAAGCUGCUCACGCCCGCGGACCGCGAGCGGCCAGUGCCGACGUGUGAGCCUGCUGUGAAGGGUGCGCCGCGGCGAAAGAAGGCGUGCAAGAACUGCACGUGUGGUUUGGCCGAGUUGGAGGCAGAGGAGCUUGCCCAGAGCAAGGUGGUCAUGCUGGAUGGAAAGAUUGACGGUCAGACGGUGGAAGUUGAGCAGAGCGAGAGGGAUAGAUUGCUUGCGGCUGCCGCUGCAGCACCAAAGGCGACGAGUAGCUGUGGAAGCUGCUUCCUUGGGGACGCAUUCCGCUGUGAGAGCUGCCCGUAUAGAGGGUUGCCUGCCUUCAAGCCAGGCGAGAAGGUCGAGAUUGACUUGGGCAUGGACGACAUAUGAUUCAUGAUAGACUUGUUUUGCUGCUAUAAGGCAUCUACUGCUUAAUGCUCGGAUCUGCUGUUAAUUCUGUAUAGUUCUGUAUCCAUAUUCUUUCUUUAUCCUCUGCAUUAUAUCCAUGUACUGCUUCCCCGGUGGAUCACCAAUCACUAGAGCGUUAUUUCCCAAGCAUUUCAGUCAUCUCG
Molecule: messenger RNA, 1178 nt
Organism: Gloeophyllum trabeum ATCC 11539
Lineage: Eukaryota; Fungi; Basidiomycota; Agaricomycetes; Gloeophyllales; Gloeophyllaceae
Product: DUF689-domain-containing protein
Exons: 3
Coding region: 1-996 (331 amino acids)
Biological process (GO): iron-sulfur cluster assembly
Cellular component (GO): cytoplasm
Molecular function (GO): iron-sulfur cluster binding
Source: RefSeq, a predicted model, not a curated record